CUCUUGUCCACCGUCCUUAAAGCGUAUUCCGACGCGUGUAAAUUUUUAGAUCGCUUCUGACCGGCAGCGUGUGUGGUGGUAGUGCGUGCGUGGGCGUGCGAGUGCGUGGGCGGGUCAAGUGUGCGUGUGGAUACCCAUACCGAGUGCUGCAACCGGCGCUCGGACGGAUAGUUUGUGUGCAUCAAGAUGAUAAACAGCUGAUCAACGCAAAAAUGGAUAUGGUGCCUCUUCCCCACACUGUCUCCAGAUCCCACGGCCCCGCGAUGCUGCCCGCGAUAGCCGACUCCGUCGGCUUCCUUCUAGUCUUUGGCGGCCUCCUCGGCCACCUCGCCGCGGCCGCGGGCGUGCCCGCCGGCGCCACCCCUAGCCCGGCGCUGAACCACAGCGCGUACAGAUACGACGGCUUACAUCGGAGAUCACCGGCAACACAGCUGAGGCCUGCCGUCCUGGUUGCGUCCCAGUCAACAACAACAGCAGGCAAGUUUAGCAGUCCCGUCAGGUCACCAAACGUUAGCACUUCCGGGCGCCCGAAAGUCAUGGCGACCAGGACAACAACAGCGUCGCCAACUCUGGAGGGAGCAGAGGAAUCACUCACCUCCGCCUGCGCCUGCGCCUGCAGGCCCCAGCCCAGCGGCCGGCGGCCAGCUGUCGGUGUCACGUUUUGCACCGCACACUUUAUUCAAUUACUCAGCCCGGACCGGCGGAUUUCCUUUUCCUGGGCAAAGCGCCGGCCUUUGAAAAGCAGCUGGCGCUUUGAUUGUGACAUAAGUAACAAUCAAGCUGAACGAGAGUCUUGGAGCAUAAGUGAGCUAAGCCUCAAUUUUUAUCUUUAA
Frankliniella occidentalis (western flower thrips) is the source of this 833-nucleotide messenger RNA. RefSeq lists its product as uncharacterized. Bases 213 to 833 code for a protein of 206 amino acids. The transcript has 4 exons. NCBI's taxonomy places the organism in Eukaryota, Metazoa, Arthropoda, Insecta, Thysanoptera, Thripidae. The record is from RefSeq and is a predicted model, not a curated record.